CCUCUUUGUGGUCUUCAUAGUGAGGGAGGGAAGGAGGGCUCAAAACAAAAAGGGGCUUCACGCUAGACAGGAAAGCCUGUAACAUACUGGAGCUGAACUUCUAGUGUCUUAGAAAGGGAUUUUCCCUGCACAUGAGAAAGAGCUGUGUAAUCGGGCGGCUCCAGUGCACUGCGGUGAAUUCCCUUCUCCGACAGCCUGAAAUGAUAGUGAGGCAGCCGGCCGGUGAGCUACAGAAUGUGCUUUCAUGACUCAGCGGCAGGAGAAUGGAUUUCUUUGUGCUAUUUGUCAUGCUUUGUCCCAGCCCCACGGGCAGUCACACUCUGCAGUACUACAUAUCCAUGGUAUCAGUGGCUGCCCCAGGCCUGCCACAAUAUUCCAUUACUGCCUUUGUGGAUGACGUGAUGAUUGGAAGGUACAGCAGCGACACACGUGAUAUUGAAACGUUCGUUCCAGUACCAGAAAUACUUUCUUGGCAUGUCAGGAGGAAAAUGGAAUACGCUUUUCAUUUGGAGGAGGAGGAAAAAAAGGGUUUGGAAAAAGUUAUGGUAUUCUCUAACAUGACCUAUGGCAGCGCAGAUAUUCACGUUUAUCAGAAGAAAUUUAUCUGUGAGCUGGAUGACGAUGGCAGCGUCGGGGGAUAUCAGGAAGCUGCAUUUGACGGCGAAUCGUUUGCAACCUUCGAUAAAGAGAAAGGAGUCUUUGUGCCUUUAACCCAAAAGGCUUCGGAUGUGAUUCAGCAGUGUGCGAAUUGCGAUUUGUACGCAAAGUCUGACAAGUUUUACAUGGAAAAUUAUUGUAUUCACGACCUGAAGUUGUAUCUGCCUUAUUUAAUCAAAAUGCUGGAUAAAAAGGUUUGCCCCAAGGUGAAGAUUUCCAGUUUAGAAUCAGACAACAAUACAAAACUGCACUGCUGCGUGUAUGGCUUUCACCCCCGAGAAGUUGAUGUGAAGUGGAUAAAGAAUGGGAGAGAUGAGAUUCACUCAGAGGAGGCACCACAGAUCCUGCCAAACCCUGAUGGCACCUAUCAGAUCAGAGUCAGUGUGGGGGUAACACCAGAGGGGGGCGCCACUUACUCCUGCCAUAUAGAUCACAGCAGCUUGAAUGACACGCUGGUAGUGCCUUUCCUAAACGACACAAAACAUAGAGGAGUUUUAUAUAUCAUCAUCCCUGUCUUCGUGGCUUUUGUCUUACUCACUGCUGUCCUGGGAGUUGUUCUGUGGAGAAACAGAAAAGACAACAGAGGCAUCACUCAGUCUGACAGUCCAAUCGAAAAUGUAUAAAUCCAAGUAGUGUUGUAGGCUUCUGGGCCUGUAUGGGAAUUUAAACUCUUAAGAGUUAGUAAAGGGUUAUAAAGGGGUUUGUUACAGUGAGAGCUGUGAAGUUGUUCAAUUCCUUCAGUGAAUCAGUUGUAUUGGCAGAUAUAUUAGAUGGGUACAAGAAGGGGUUGGGUGGCAACAGUUAGGCAGGUUUCACCUGGACAAAACCAUAUAAGCAAAGUGGACAAACAUCUUCUUUCAGCCACUGCAACUUACUAUACUACCUCUGUAGGGAACUGGUAAAUUGUGCCCUUUCUCACUGGCAGUCACCUAGUUAUUUGGACAGCUAUAAAGAGUCCUUAAUUUAAUGGGAAGUAAGUCCUUUUUCCUGGGUCAUAACAUGGCCUUUUGCAGUUCCACAGUUUGGCCAUAAGGUUGGAUAGUAAAAAGGCUAAGCAGCUAUGAGGAUAGAAGCCAUUUUGGUUAAUGCUCUGUACCUGAGCAAGCAGGUGUGGAAAUAUUGGGAACCUGGGUGUAGGUAGGCCCAGACAGAUUAGGCAGCUCCUGUAAUAGCACUAGCGGGCUGAUUCACUAAAGGUCGUUAACGCUUUAAGCAUAGUUUUAUGCAUUAAAAAGUGUUCGUUAUUUA
Messenger RNA from Xenopus tropicalis (tropical clawed frog), 1905 nucleotides. RefSeq names its product major histocompatibility complex, class 1, UB alpha chain, subfamily 15 (gene mhc1-uba15). Bases 264 to 1280 code for a protein of 338 amino acids. The record is from RefSeq and is a predicted model, not a curated record. Lineage: Eukaryota; Metazoa; Chordata; Amphibia; Anura; Pipidae. Gene Ontology annotation, cellular component: plasma membrane. The transcript is spliced from 6 exons.